CACACCAUUUCAUUUCUUCACUACUCAAAUUCCUACUCUUUCUCACUUUCCGUCACUUUCUCGAGAAAAUUUCAAAAAAAAAAAAAAACAAAAAGCAAAAUGUGUCCGGCCAUAGGAAGAUGCAACAAGAUUCGUCACAUUGUUAGGAUCCGGCAAAUGUUGCAGCAGUGGCGAAGAAAGGCUCGGAUCGCCGCCGCACGCGCCGCUCCUUCCGAUGUUCCGGCUGGACACUUGGUGGUUUGCGUCGGAACCAGUUCGAGGAGAUUCAUCGUUCGAGCGACGUAUCUGAACCAUCCUUUGUUCAAGAAUCUUUUGGUUCAAGCCGAAGAGGAGUACGGUUUCGCUAACCAUGGACCGCUCUCGAUCCCCUGCGACGAGGCUUGUUUCGAGGAAGUCCUCCGAGUCGUGACUCGUUCCUCCGAUUCAGGUAACUCGGGCAGAUUCAUCGUCAACGCUGAGGAAUUUCAGAGACGAUGCAACUUAGAUAGCAGGAAGAAGAUCGAGUUCUUCGGCGAAUCUCGACCGUUGCUUCAUGAUUUGUCUGAUAAAUCAGUCUGUUAAUAUGUAAAAAAUCAAAAAAAAAAAGGAGGAAGAAGAAGAAGAAGCGAGUCAGACUCGGUCGCGUGACUCAGCUGAGUUGGCGAAUUGCGAGUUGGUUCCGCUGAGUUUACUUUUUUACUAACAUAUUUUUCUUUUUUCCUUUUUUUUUAUAUAUAAAUUCAUUUUUGAAUUUAUUAUAAUUAUUUAUAUUAUUAAUUAACUAAUUGAUGAUAAAAAAAUUAGGGUGGUAGUGAGUUUGACCGAGUCGUCCCGAGUUGAAUCGGAGUUGUGGUGAGAUGGCUCAGGCUAGCUUGUAAUUUGAGCUAUUGUAAAUUUCUGAGAUUAUCAAUAUAUACAAUCAAAUGCUUUUAUUAAUAUCA
Molecule: messenger RNA, 920 nt
Organism: Cannabis sativa
Lineage: Eukaryota; Viridiplantae; Streptophyta; Magnoliopsida; Rosales; Cannabaceae
Product: auxin-induced protein X10A
Exons: 1
Coding region: 100-561 (153 amino acids)
Biological process (GO): response to auxin
Source: RefSeq, a predicted model, not a curated record